GGAACGUAAGAUGGUCGAAUGCAAUGACCUGCAGGGUGUUCUUGAAGGCGUCGCUGAGCCUGAUGUGAGACUAAGCACUAACUUGAACUGCAAAGGACCAGCGCAUUUUCACGUGAUCGGCCUGCGCACGAGCCAGUACGAAUGUCCGAACGUCGAUGGCAGAUCUGCCCCUCGUACGACGUCGUACGGAGUAGCGAAUCAUAGCACGGGCAAAGUCAUCUUACGGGAAGGCUAUAAAGAGCGGGCAGUCUGCGCUUGUCGAGACGGAAGAACAAUGGUCCGCAUCGUCCCUACUAAGGACGAUAACAUACCUGGCAAAUAUGCCAUCGUUCCCCCGGCAAACGGGCAGCCGGCCACCAACAUUCUCGUGCUGCUCCAUGGCUUAGGCGACACUGAAUUACCAUUUAAGUCGUUCGCUGAGAAGCUGCAGCUUCCAGAGACGGCGUAUCUUGCGUUACGCGGUACUUCGAACUUGCCCUUUGAUCUUGAGGGCGCACACUGGGGCGACGACAUUGUUUUCGGAGUUGACGGCACGAUUGAGGCCGACACGGGUUUCAAGAAGAGUACGAGGAUCGUAGGAGACGACAUCAUUCGCAGCGUUCUGAUCGACAAAUGGGGGUACAAGUCUCGAGAGAUCCUCCUCUUUGGCUAUGGCCAAGGGGGCAUGUUGGCCCUCAACAUCGCCGCUGAGCUUGGCCUAGAGACUGAGCUUGGCGGCGUGGUCAGCAUCGGAGGACCUCUGCCUUCUGGAGCAGCUUUGCCAGAAGUUGGGAAGAAGUGCAGGACUCCCGUGUUGCUUUGCCACGGAUAUAGGCGAAGUGCUGUCCAGGACGUAGACGUGGACAGAUUGAAAGACUACUUCGAGUUCGUCGAAGUCAAGGAAUGGCGGAAGACAGGCGAUGGGAUGCCGGCUUCAAGAGAUGAGAUGCUUCCCAUCAUGCAGUUCUGGGCCAGGCGGUUGAGAAGCAAUAGAGGUGUGCCCGACGGCAGCAUCGAAAUCACAUGAAUCAUUCUUGCAGAGCCUUCUACUACGUAACGAAUAUGCUCGGAAUAACCCCUUUCGCAUGCACAGCAUGCAAACUACAUUUUGGAGCUUCAAACGAACACCAGUGAGCCUUUUUUUUUUGCCCUCACUCACGGGCUACGUGAACUUCUUCAUCACGUAGCCAUAGUACUCAAACAUUCCCCCGCCUUCCGCGAGCGUAUAUGAAUCCAGCGACCACGUGUCUGGACGUGAUAAGAGCGGUUUGAUGAAAUGUGGCUGCCUCCACGUCACAUACAGCCACACACCGCCCGGCUUCAGCACCCUUGCAACCUGAGAAGUAGUCGAUUCAUCAGUGGAAAGAAGGAAAUCAGUGUAUUGCGAGAGGCGUACUUCAUCCACAUAAGCGCUCACAUUGUUCUUUACUUCGUCAUCAGGAUCCCACAACGAUCCGUACAGCAUGGCAUCCAAAGUAGCUUUGUCAAUGG
Molecule: messenger RNA, 1470 nt
Organism: Verruconis gallopava
Lineage: Eukaryota; Fungi; Ascomycota; Dothideomycetes; Venturiales; Sympoventuriaceae
Exons: 2
Coding region: 11-1006 (331 amino acids)
Biological process (GO): protein depalmitoylation
Cellular component (GO): cytoplasm
Molecular function (GO): carboxylic ester hydrolase activity; palmitoyl-(protein) hydrolase activity
Source: RefSeq, a predicted model, not a curated record